Messenger RNA from Salvia miltiorrhiza (redroot sage), 4963 nucleotides. RefSeq lists its product as uncharacterized. NCBI's taxonomy places the organism in Eukaryota, Viridiplantae, Streptophyta, Magnoliopsida, Lamiales, Lamiaceae. The transcript has 8 exons. The coding region runs from base 451 to 4710 and encodes 1419 amino acids. The record is from RefSeq and is a predicted model, not a curated record.
AUAAAUCAGAAAUUAGAAGGAAAAAGAAAAAGAAGUAAAAAAGAAAAAGAAAAGGUAGAAUGUAUGAAGUAAAAGCCAGCCAUCAAAUCCCUAUUUAUAACUGUAAUAGAUCUAGUUUCGGACACCUCCAUUCACACCGCCAGACCCAUCAUUCACAUAUUUCAUUUUUCACAUACAUUCACACACCGCCACUCCGAAACCGCUCUCCAUCGGCCGCCCUCCACUCCGCGUGUGUGUGUGUGUGUGCGCGCGCGCGCAAUCAUCGUAUGUGUCUGUGGAGUGGUGAAGGAGGAGAUAAUCAUACAUUGGAUUGUGCGUAAGUUAUACUGAAUCCGAAUUCAGAAUUUCAAUCGCCAUUGGCGGUCCUGUUUCGCGGAUCGUGAUCUGCGCAUUCGAGUUCUCCGUCGGAUCUGGAUUCUUCGCGCCGGGAUCGUACAUUUCCCAAAAAUAAUGGCCGAAACGGAGGUUUCAAAGGAGGCAUCUAAAGUGGUUGCAAUUGAGGAGAAAUGUGGGCUGGACAUGAGCUCUUACCAGGAUCUACCCAAGCCCGACAGCAACGGGACCAACCACCAUAACCAAGCCAAUGAUCUUGACAACUCAUAUGUUUUUGUUACUGGGGCUGAUGGCCUGCCUGAUGGUGCUCCCGAUGACAAGGGUGUGGCUGUUGGGGUUUCUAAUGUUCCACCUCAACCUGAGGAUUCCCAAAAUGGAAAACUUGGUGAAGUUAGUGAGGAAGAUCAGCACCUGAUUGAGGGGGAGAAUGGGGAAGUUGAGCCGAGCAACGGGGACUCUCACCUAGUAAAUUAUAGUACCUGCAAGCAUGAGAGUUCCCAUGAGGAUGGAGAGGGGGUCCAAGUUUCUGUUGCUGAUUAUGGGGAGGUGAAUACUUGUAAAAUUGAAAGUUCACCGAAAGCUGAAGUUAAACUUGAGGAUUCAGAUGGAAUAAUUGAAAGCGUGGCAAAAGCUGAGGGGUUCCAAGUUUCUGUUGUUGAUUCUCAGGAGGUGCAUACUGGGAAAACUGGAAGUGUGGCAGAAGCUAAUGUUAAACAAGUUGAGGAUUUGAAUGGAAAAUCUGAAAGCAUGCCGGAAGCUGAGGUAGAGAAGGCUGUUGAUCGAAAUGGAGAAUUUGAGGGCAUGGGAGAUGGUGAACAAGAGAAUUUUGAUGGUGUUAAAGUAGCAGAGUCCCCUCCUUGUCUUGUUGACAAUCAGGAAACUCAAGUUGGGGCUUUAGGGUUAGUAGCAGAAAUAGAAGAGAAUAGAGAAUCACGUAAUAAUUUUUCAAACAUCAAUAGUUCCCAUAGUCCCAAUGAUGGUGAGAAUCAAAGUAACGCAAGUAUAACUGAGGCAUUGGAACAACAAAGAUCUCAAGAUGUGGUUGUGGAUGGAGAUGAGCAUGAAUUGCAAAAUGUUUGUGUGGAGGCUGAGAAUGAAGCAAAACCAACCACAGAAGUUGCAGAACACGAAGUUUCUACAUCAACUUCCCUGGGUUUUGAUUCAGAGUCGUUUUCAGUUCACAAUAUGGACAAGAUCCUUGAGGUGGAGGCAAAGCCAGAUUUGAGCUCAGAUGUACUUCAAAAUCAACAUGGUGACUCUGGGGUUAGUAACAUUACUCAAGAUAUGGUGGGAGAGACAGAUGAAUCAAAACCUGUGGUGAGUAGUACUGAUUCUCAUGUGCAAACUACUUGUGACUUGGUUUUAGAAAAAAACAAUGAGGACUUGUCUGUACCUGAAGCUGAUAAUGGUGCUCAAUAUCAUGAAGAACCACAGGAACUACCGGUCAUAAGCAGUACUGAUACUCAAGUGCUAACUACUUGUGACUUGGUUCUAGAAGAAAAAAACAAAGAUUCAUCUGUAUCUGACGUUGAAAUUGGUGCUCAAUGUCAUGAAGAAUCACAGGAACAACCUUUGGUGAGAAGUACUGAUUCUGAAGUGCUCACUACUUGUGACAUGGUUUCAGAAGGAAAAAAUGAAGAUUUAUCUGUAUCUGAAGUUGAAGAUGGUAUUCAAUGUCAUGAAGAAUCCCAGGAACAACCUGUGGUGAGUAGUACUGAUUCUCAAGUGCUAACUACUUGUGAAUUGGUUUUGGAAGAAAAAAACAAAGACUCAUCUGUAUUUGAGGUUGAAGAUGGUAUUCAAGGUCAUGAAGCAUCUCAGGAGCAACCUGUGGUGAGUAGUACUGAUGCUCAUGUUCAAACUACUAGUGACUCGGUUUUAGAAGAAAAGAAAGAGGAGUCAUCUGUAUCUGAAGUUGAAAGUGGUGCUCAAUCUCCUGAAGGAUCUCAGGAACAACCUGUUGGUUGUGGAGCAUGUGAUGAUACUAUGCCAUUUGAAACCUUGAGUGAGGUUUCUGUCCAAACUCAAAGCUAUCCAACACCAAAUGCUCAUGCACCUCAAAGUGAAAUUGAAGUUUCUGAUGUUGAAGAAAUUGGAAAAUUCUCUUCUCCUUCUGUUGUUGGUCCAGAAUCACAAAUCAAUGAGCAAGUAGUUCCAGGUCAUGGCAGUGGGAUAAGGUGUAUUCUAGAGGAGGCAAACUCGGGAUCUGACUGUGUGCUUGACACAGUGGUUCCAGAAAAGGAAAUAGCUUUUGAAGGUGGUGAGGCACAUUCUGAAACUAAAGUCUCAAGUGGGAAAUCAGAAGCAGGAGAUAGCUCACCAGAAACGUUUGUUGUGAAAUCGGAACCUGAUGGUCAUGUUCCCGAAUUUUCUGCCAUAAUCAGUAGAGAAAAGACUGAUGAUGUGACUGUCUCUUGUAGAACAGAGAUUUCUGAUAGCUGUAAUGCUAAUUUAGAAAGUGUGGUGAGCCUUGAGUUGGAGGUAGAUGGCGUUGAAGAUGUGGAAGAUCAACUGGAAGGUGCUGCAGAGAACCUGUUGGAGCAAGAGAAAGAGAACAUUGAGAAUUCUCAGAAUGAAGAAACCUCCGUGUCUUCAGUAGGGGUGUCCACUACGAGUACUACUGAUGGAGAAGACAAAAGUAUCAAGACUAAAACAAGGCCAUUCAACUUUUUGAUUAGGACUCCAAGAUUUGAUGAUGAAAAUCUUAGAGAACAAAUUAGACUUGCAAAGCUGCAAGUUGAUGAGAAGACAAGAUUGAGGGAUGCUAUUCAACAUCAAAUCCAAGAGAAAAGACAGGCCAACAGUCAGAUUCAUGGUAUUGAUUAUGAGUACGCCAAAAGUGAAGGUAGAAGUGCUCGGAAGUUGGUUAGGUCAAAACGCACAGAAAUAGAUUCUCUUCAGUCUGUGAUCAACAAAGCAAAGAAUGCAUUAUCCAUUGAGGAUAUUGAUAACCAGAUACAUAAUAUGGAACAUAUGAUACAACAUGAGACUCUUCCCUUGAAGGAAGAAAAACAAUUUAUUCGUGAAAUCAAGCAACUGAAGCAACUCCGAGAACAAUUGUCUUCUAACAUGGGUAGCCAAGAUGAAAUCAAGAAGGCUCUUGAGCAGAGAGAGGACAUUGAAGAGCGCUUAAAGGUUCUAAGGAAAGAGCUUGAUAUUCUAAAAGUUAGAGUCGUUAAGGCUGAAACAAUUGCUACAGAAGCUGGUAAAAAAUAUGAUGAUGAAAACAGAAAGGUUAAGGAACUUCAAGCUCAAUUUAGAGCUGCCAAUGAUGUCCGACAAGAAGCAUAUGCUCAGUGGCAGGAUUUAAGAAAAGAACUCUCAAAAAAGAGCAAAUACUUUUUCAAGUACAAGGAUGAUGCUGCUGUUGCCAGCAAUUAUGCAUUUAGCAGGGAUACAGAAGCACUUUAUUCCUUGUGCAUGAAUCAGGUUGAAAAUUUUAUGGAACUGUGGAAUACGAAUCCUGAGUUUCGUAGCGACUACGUGAAGUUCAAUGCAAGGAGUAAUGUCAGGAGAUUUGGGACCUUGGACUGUCGUUCACUUGGACCUGACGAGGAGCCACCUACCAUACCCAGUUAUGCUGAUGAGAGAGGUAACAAGAUGGCCUCAACACCAGCCAAGGUUGAUCUAGCACCACAAAUUCCAACUAUGGAGCUAACUCAAAAAACAGCUACUGAAAAAUUGACCGUAGAUACUAAAUCAACUAAGAAAGUGACAGAACCCAAGAACCAGAAAGUAGCGAACGUGCCUGCUAUGACUGUACAAGUAAAUGGGUUGGAUACUCAUACUGGAAACCACCACACCGAUGAGGAGCCUAUUAAGUCAAGGGAUGAGAUUGAGUCGAUAAGGAAAGCAGAAGAAAUGAGAAGAGAGCAAGAUGCAGCAAAGUUGAAAGAGCAACGUCGCUUGGAGGCACUUGCAAAGGCUAAUGAGGCUCGCGAAAGGAAGAAGCGGCAAGCAGAGAAGAUGCAGCAAAGAGCAGAACUGAAAACACAGAAGGAGGCAGAACAGAGAGAAAAGGAGAGAGAGAAGAGACUGAGAAAGAAGGAAAGGAAGAAGGCUGCAGGGACAGAUGCUAAUGAUAGCAACAAUUGUGAAACAGCGGCAAGCUCUGAAAGCGCCACUGAGAAUAGCAAGGACAUAGACGUCAAGGACACAAGUACUGCAGCGGCUAAAAAGUCUCAAAAACCUUGGUUGGCUGCAAAGCAGAGUAAGGCAAAAUCUCUCCCCCCACCUCUUCGUAAUAGGAACAAGAAAAAACUGCAGCAGUGGAUGUGGGUGGGCAUCACAAGCUUCAUUAUUUUAGUUCUUUUCUGGCUGGGAAACAUAGGCGUAUUCUCCAACGUAGCUCUUAAGCGCCGAGCCCCCGUUUACUAAUUUGCUUUUGCCUCAACUGAGUCGGAUAUGAUCGCAUGUUUUUGGAUACACAUAGGUCCGGAUUCUCAUAAUUUCAAUCACCAUCUUUGUUCAGAUUAUAGCUAUGGAAUAUCAUUGAGUUUUAGUUUAUAUACAGGACAGGUUGAUAGUGAGAGUUGAGAGGUUGUCUUGAUUUGUAUGGAACACAAACAUUUCAAUGGUGGUGUUGCUUGGAAACUGCCACUGGGUAUACUAUGAUACGAUUGAUUGUUCA